Messenger RNA from Pleuronectes platessa (European plaice), 891 nucleotides. RefSeq names its product epoxide hydrolase 4 (gene ephx4). The coding region runs from base 1 to 891 and encodes 296 amino acids. The record is from RefSeq and is a predicted model, not a curated record. NCBI's taxonomy places the organism in Eukaryota, Metazoa, Chordata, Actinopteri, Pleuronectiformes, Pleuronectidae. Gene Ontology annotation, molecular function: hydrolase activity. The transcript has 5 exons.
AUGGCGAGAGUGCUCCACAACUUGCUGUUAUUCCUGAUCGGACUUGCGCAGAGAACCAGAGUUGUGGGGUACUGGUCGCUGAUCUACGCGUAUUGUGCUCUGUGCACCGUCGUGGCGCUGCUGAAACUUUGCUGGAGCAUCAUCCUGAGGCCGACGACCACCUUCCGAUGGACGAUCCGGGAAAGUCCGCCCGCCUGUCUGAAUGACACGUCCUUGGGCACCCACUGUUAUGUUAGGAUAAAGGAGUCCGGCCUUAGGUUUCACUAUGUUGCUGCUGGAGAGAGAGGAAAGCCACUCAUGCUGUUCUUACACGGCUUCCCUGAGUUCUGGUUCUCCUGGCGAUACCAGCUACGGGAGUUCAAGAGUGAGUUCCGUGUGGUGGCGAUCGACAUGCGGGGCUACGGGGAGUCCGACCUUCCCCUUUCCACCGAAAGCUACAGCUUCGAGAACCUGGUUACGGACGUCAAGGAUAUUGUGGAGUAUUUAGGGUACAACAGAUGCUGCCUAGUGGGCCAUGACUGGGGCGGGACCAUAGCGUGGCUGUUUGCCAUUCACUACCCAGAGAUGGUGGCGAAGCUCAUCGUCCUGAACUGUCCCCAUCCUUCUGUGUUCACAGGUUCUUUUCUCCUCUCCCUCCUCUCUCUCCGCAGCUCCCUCCCUCUGAGCCAGAACCACGUCAGGUCUCCUGUGCUGCUGCUGUGGAGCGAGCGGGACACCUUUCUGGAGCAAGAAAUGGCCGAGGCAUGCCGCCUCUACAUCAGGAACCAUUUCCGUCUCAACAUCAUCUCCGGGGCCAGUCACUGGCUGCAGCAGGACCAGCCCGACAUCGUCAACACCCUCAUAUGGACCUUCCUCAAAGAGGGAGAGGGACGCAAGAGCUACAGGAACUAA